This is a messenger RNA of Parnassius mnemosyne (clouded apollo), 1701 nucleotides long. The record is from the annotation of a GenBank genome assembly. NCBI's taxonomy places the organism in Eukaryota, Metazoa, Arthropoda, Insecta, Lepidoptera, Papilionidae.
AUGCUUAAAAUAACGAAUUUUACGAAUAAAACAUUAAAACAUGCUACUAAAGGUGUUUUAUGUGUAUCAUUAAAGAAGAAACAUGUGUGGACAAGUGACAACAUUGUGAAGUCUCCGUUCCAAGACGUCGUAAUUCCAAACGUAACAGUUGCGGAAUACGUGUGGAGAAAUUUAGAUAAGUGGCCAACCAAAACUGCCAUGAUAUGCAGUGUAACGAAUAGGCAGUACACCUAUGAAGAAAUAUAUAAACAAUCUCAAGUUCUUGGAGCAAACCUGAGGAAGAAAUUUAAAAUCGAUAAUGGAGACGCUGUGGCAAUUAUGUUACCCAAUUUGCCUGAAUAUCUAACAGCUGUUAUUGGAAUACUUAACGCUGGAGGUUUAGUUACAACUCUGAAUCCGAAUUAUAGUGCUCAUGAAGUUCAAAGACAAGUUUCAAUGUCGGACACUAAGUUAAUUUUUGUCACACCUGAGGUGGUAUCGACAGUUAAAAAAGCACUCGUUUUAUGUAAAAGAGAUAUUCCGAUUGUAGAAGUAAAUUUUAAUGGUGAUCUACAAGAAGGAACAAUAUCUUUUAAGGAACUAGUAGAAGAUAAAUAUGUUGACCUCAACAUUCUAAAGGAAGUUAAAAGAAGUGCUGAAGAUGUUGCAUUUUUACCUUACUCCAGCGGUACUACCGGAUUACCUAAGGGCGUAGAACUGACUAACAGAAAUAUUAUUGCCAACGCGGAGCAGCAGAACAAGGACUUUAGAUUUUAUGCAUACACUACAGAUUCGCAUCAAGAUAACUUAUUGGUUUGCUUGCCAAUGUUCCAUUCAUAUGGCUUGUCUAUUCUGGCGGUGCAUAAAUUCUCCGUUGGUUUAAAAUUGGUAACACUACCAAAGUUCCACCCAGAAACGUUCGUACGCGCGCUGUCCAAGUAUAAUUUUAAUUUACUUUACUUGGCACCACCAAUAGUUAUAUUCCUCGGAACACAUCCUCAAGUGGUUUCCAAGUACUUCGAACAUUUAAGAUGUGUUGCCUGUGGAGCUGCUCCGUUACCUAUGGCUGAUAUUGAAAGAUUCUUGAGUAAAGUGCCUGACAACGUUCACUUCAGCCAAGCAUAUGGUUUAACAGAAACUGGUCCGCUUGCAACUGCCUAUCCUAUUGGUCACAAAAAUUACAAAAAAGUUGGUUUUGCAUUGCCAAAUAUUGAACUAAGGGUUAUUGACGGAAAUUUUAAUAAUGUUGGUCCUAAUAAGGUGGGCGAACUUCUAAUAAAAGGACCAAAUGUAAUGAAAGGUUAUAAAGAAAAUCCAGAAGCCAAUAAACAAGUAUUUGUAGACGAUGUCUGGCUAAAGACUGGCGACUUAGCAGAGAUCGAUGAAUUCGGCGCCGUUACUAUUGCAGACCGACUUAAAGAAUUAAUAAAGGUAAACGCUUUCCAAGUACCUCCAGCAGAAUUAGAAUGUGUCUGUAAAGAACAUCCUGCAGUGUACGAUGUUGCUGUUGUGGGUAUACCUGAUGCCAAAUCUGGUCAAAGACCUAAAGCAUUUAUAGUGUUAAAAGAAAACAUUAAAGUUAGUGAUAUUGAAAUCCUCGAGUUCGUGGCUGAAAGAGUGGCUCCUUAUAAAAGAAUAAAAGAAAUAUCCUUCAUAGAGGCUAUACCAAAGAAUCCGUCUGGCAAGAUUUUGAGAAGAGUAUUACUUGAAAAAUAUUGUUAA